Messenger RNA from Oenanthe melanoleuca, 2817 nucleotides. RefSeq names its product transmembrane p24 trafficking protein 10 (gene TMED10). Gene Ontology annotation, cellular component: COPI-coated vesicle; endoplasmic reticulum-Golgi intermediate compartment; endoplasmic reticulum. The record is from RefSeq and is a predicted model, not a curated record. Gene Ontology annotation, biological process: endoplasmic reticulum to Golgi vesicle-mediated transport; Golgi organization; intracellular protein transport. NCBI's taxonomy places the organism in Eukaryota, Metazoa, Chordata, Aves, Passeriformes, Muscicapidae. Bases 63 to 734 code for a protein of 223 amino acids. The transcript is spliced from 5 exons.
ACGGCGCCGGCGGUCACGUGCGGCGGAGGCAGGCCCGGCCCGCCGCACUCGGAGCCGCCGCCAUGCCGCUGCCGCCGCUGCCCGGCCGCCCCCGCCUCGGGCGGGCCCCGCUCCCGCCGCUGCUCCUGCUGCUCCUGCUGCUGGGCCCGGCGCGCCCCAUCUCCUUCCAGCUGCCGGGCAAGGCGCGCAAGUGCCUGCGCGAGGAGAUCCACCGCGACACGCUGGUCACGGGCGAGUACGACAUCAGCGCCCCGCCGGGCUCGUCCAGCGGACCCUCCGCCAACCUCAAGAUAACUGACUCGGCUGGGCACAUCCUGUAUGCCAAGGAGGAUGCCACCAAGGGGAAGUUUGCCUUCACCACUGAAGACUAUGAUAUGUUUGAGGCCUGCUUUGAGAGCAAGCUUCCUGUGGGAACAGGGAGGAUGCCGGACCAGCUCGUGACUCUGGAUAUGAAGCAUGGCGUUGAAGCAAAGAACUACGAGGAGAUUGCUAAGGUGGAGAAGUUGAAACCCCUGGAAGUAGAAUUGAGGCGUUUGGAAGAUCUUUCAGAGUCCAUCGUUAAUGACUUUGCCUAUAUGAAGAAACGAGAAGAGGAGAUGAGGGACACAAAUGAGUCAACAAACACCCGGGUUCUGUACUUCAGCAUUUUCUCCAUGUGCUGCCUCAUCGGACUGGCCACCUGGCAGGUUUUCUACCUGCGUCGCUUCUUCAAGGCCAAGAAGCUGAUUGAGUAAAGGAGCAAAUCUUCUUCCCCUUCCUCUCAGACUCAGCUGGACACCUCUGGGACCUAGCCAUGGCCUCCUGGAGCCAUCGUACAGAUGAUACCCACUGACUGGAGCCUUUCUGGAGGAACUUGGACCCUAAAGGGGGAGGGGAGCCUGAACAUCAGAGGCAAUGGGGGACUUGUGAAAUCCUGUUGGAUGUUGAGGGUGGGGGAGGUCAUGAUGGGUUUGGGUAUUCCUGGGGCAGCGAUUAAAUAAAAAAAAGAUGUUUCCAUGACAGCUGCAGCAAGUUUUUUGCGCUGUCUAUUCUCCUUUUAUAAUCAUGGCUUGAUGAUGUCUCCCAUCUGUCUGUGACUGCAGUGUUUGUUACUCAGAACCACCUGACCCUGCUGCGCUCUUUAGGUGGCAUGCAGGUCACACUGGGGCAGAGCAUGGAGAUUCCCUGUCCUCACCAGCUGGGAUCUAAGCCUCGAGCAAAUGGAGAUGAGUGCAAAGCAAUAGGAUUCAUCAUUCCAGCAGGGCCUGAGAAUAGAGAGUCUUCCAAGGUUUGGUCCCUGUCGUGGACCUCUGUGUUUCUCCCUGUGGGAGCUGGUGUCUUUGUGCUGACAGGUCAGAGCGCUUGAGCAUAUGGUGAUUCAGCCUGGAGGAAGGGGAGCCCUCUAAGGCAGGCUUGGAAGUGUGUUUGAGCUUGGAAAGAAGCCUGCUUUGCUCAAAUAAGCUAUCCAGCCUUGGUCCCACCCUUCCCCCACAUGUUUGUCUUGGAUUUGCCUCUCUUGUUUUGAAAUGGCGCAGCAGCUUUCCUGAAAACCUUGGUUGGGAACAGCCUUUUGUGCAGGAGGCCUCGGUCAGAUACAGUCACAGAGCAGAUGGGAGCAGGUCAUGCUAGGAAACUUGGUCUUACAUUGGGCAGAAGACUUCUCAUCUAUCCAAGCAGAUGGCUGAAUGGCAUUUUAUGAGACCUCAAAGCAAGGUGAGCUGAUGCUCACAUGAGGCAUGAGGGCCUGUACCCUGCAUUGAGGUCUGAGGGUACAAUAGUGCUGUACAGGUUAGCAGAGGAAUUGGAAGAAUGUGGAUGAACUGAAAAAAGGCAAUACAGGGUGGGAAUAGGCUAAUUCUACAUCUGAGGGGGCAGUCUGGACUAUGCCCUCAACAGAACUGUUAUUUUCACCACUUCUCAGCUGUCGAGGUGGCACUGUUAAAUAAAAAUAAACCAAGCUGGGAAAAAAAUGACAGGUUAAUUUCCUGGACUUGCUGCAGUUUUUAGGCAGUGAUUACAAUUCUUUCAUCAUCUCUGCAUUCCUUCAGAGCUAGUGGUUCAGCAGCACAGCAUUCUGAUGUACUGUGUCUAGAUACUUUCUGGGUAGGGAUGGGGUUGUCAUGGCCCUGGACCCAGCCUAACAGUUUCAAAAAAGCAUAGUUUUAUAAUUUGUGACCUGAGUUGGAUCUAUUACUAGGAAGGAAACAGUUGUCCAUGGUGAGGCAGUGGAAAAGACGAUGUAAAGAUGAUCUCCUGUCAUCUAAAUGUAUUAUUCUUUGCCAUUCCCAGGUUCCUGGAGUUGUUAGUUCCACUGCAAGUACUUUGAUUGCUUUUAAUUUGUUUGGUUUUUGAUAAAGCCAUAUUAGGAUCCUAAGUCCACUCCUCUGCCAUUGCAUCCAUUUUAUCCUUGUAUGUUUUUGAAAGUUACAGUGCAGAACAGCAGCAGUAGCACAGGACUGAAUUACAGAAGUCAUUUGAAGGUGGUUUUAGGUCCUACAGUUUGAAGCCUGUAGAUCGGUUAAGGUUUUGCUUUUGUUUUUAUAUAACUUGAAAAGAUAGUACAAGAAAGAGGCUUUUCCAGUCUUGUCUGAUAUCUUCUCCCCAUCCUUAUCUGAGUACAAAGUUAUCUUAAAAUGAUGGUGAGGCCUUAAGUUCUCCAGGUGACUGUUACACUCUCAUCGUUCUGGUGUUAUGUUUUGAUCUUCACUGUACUGGUGUAGUUACUGGGGAGCAGGUGCAGGGGACUGGUGUGGAUUUACCUGUAAUGACUGGUUGGGGGACUUUUGUCAGCUUUCUCAAAUAAAAAUUUUUUGGGGAAAAACAACCCACCUCACCUUG